Molecule: messenger RNA, 1458 nt
Organism: Diutina rugosa
Lineage: Eukaryota; Fungi; Ascomycota; Pichiomycetes; Serinales; Debaryomycetaceae
Gene: ZCF23
Product: Zcf23p
Exons: 1
Coding region: 1-1458 (485 amino acids)
Biological process (GO): cellular response to starvation; regulation of DNA-templated transcription
Cellular component (GO): nucleus
Molecular function (GO): DNA-binding transcription factor activity, RNA polymerase II-specific; zinc ion binding; RNA polymerase II transcription regulatory region sequence-specific DNA binding
Source: RefSeq, a predicted model, not a curated record
AUGACGAGAAAGCUAUCCGCCCAGGAGAAGAAGGAACGCAAACCGGCGUCGCGGGCCUGUGUUUUCUGCCACCGAAAACACCUCCAGUGCUCCAACGAGCGCCCGUGCAAGAACUGUGUCAAACGCAACAUCGGCCACCAAUGCCACGACGUCAUCCGCAAACGGGCCAAAUACCUCCAUACCAACUCGCUGCCGGAACAGCUACGCCUGGGAGGCUCCGACAACGGCGACGCGUCGCCGCAGGCACCGUUUUUCGCCGGGCUGGUCGUGGUGACACCCACCCCUCCCGUCCCCGUCCCCGACGCCCUCGUCGCCGAAUUGCCGAUAAACCCGGUGACGGCGCCUCCUAACAGCAUGUUGGACACCACUAAGGACGUGAUGCUGCGGCUACUAUCGGGGGAACCGCCGCUCGAAGUCGAUGGCGACCCCAUGGACGUCCCCAGCCGUAGGAGUACGCCUCUGCGACCGUUUCUGCUGAAUUAUUUGAACCAGGAGUAUCUCAUGCUUGGUGACAUAUUGCUCCAGCUGAAACCGACUCUGCCGCUGGAGUACCCUCAGGAUAUGCCCCUUGAGUUUGCUUCAGGUAUAAAAGAACUGAGGCCGUUCAUCUCGUUAGGGUUCUCAUCGCAGCCUGAUCGACUGGCCGUCCACUCGUUGGAAUCGCUGCUGACUAAUUUAAACCACAACUUGGGCCAGGUGCCGGAACUGCUCCCGCCAGUGCCCUAUACGCUGCCGUUAGCCACUCACCAAUUGUACCAGACGGUCAACGACAUCUAUGCCCACAACACGAUGAACUACGACUACCCGCAACUGUACCAUGCCCUCACUUAUUUCCUUAAAAAGCGGUUUCUGGGCCCUCACCUUCUGCCGGAACAGCGCCACCAAAAACGCCACAAUUUGCUUGUUAUCCUCAAGCUCAUCGCCCUGUACCGGCCUACAUUCAUCAGUGCUCAUAAAAACUUAUUGAAACCCUAUGAUCUCCAGUUCUUAGAGAUGACGUUCCAGAGAUCGCUCAUAGACUACGAAAAGCUUGGCCAGCUCAACCUGUCUCCCACCGUGAUGUGGCGACGCACGGGUGAGAUUGUUAGCAUCACCGACGACCUCCUCUCGCUUCUCGGGUUUGACAUUGCCGAGAUCUUGGGCAAACGCACAUUCAUUAUGGAGCUCAUGUACGACGAUGAGCUGAUCAUCAACUACUUCAAGUUGUUUAAGCUGAUUGCCGUCGGCAAUUUACACUCGAGUAUUAUGACUAAGCUUAAACUCAUCAAAAACACUGCUGGCGACGACGAAGUGCCGUCAAACUUAACUGGCGAUGCCAUGAAGGGGCUUGAACAGAACGACUACAUCGAGUUCUGUCUGGUGUGGACGGUGAAACGUGAUAUAUUCGACAUCCCCAUGUUGAUCAUCGGCCAGUUCCUCCCCGUGCUCGCCACCUCUACUCACCAGCGUCGCUACUGA